This is a messenger RNA of Cutaneotrichosporon oleaginosum, 2020 nucleotides long. RefSeq lists its product as uncharacterized. Gene Ontology annotation, biological process: transmembrane transport; basic amino acid transport. Gene Ontology annotation, molecular function: basic amino acid transmembrane transporter activity. Gene Ontology annotation, cellular component: fungal-type vacuole membrane; plasma membrane. The record is from RefSeq and is a predicted model, not a curated record. NCBI's taxonomy places the organism in Eukaryota, Fungi, Basidiomycota, Tremellomycetes, Trichosporonales, Trichosporonaceae.
CUGAUCUGCAUCACAGUGUUCACCACUUCUUGUCGAUGUAGUCGGCACCAGCAAGCUCUCCCUCUCAUCGCAACCCAUCACCCCACAGCAUGGCGUCCGAACGCACACCCCUUCUCUCCUCGGCGGGGAGCAGCACGCUCGCCUCCCCGUCCGUGGACACCAGCAAGUUUGUGACCCCGCCCCUCCCCGCCGUACCUCGUAGCCCGCAGGCGGCUGUCCACUUCCGCAGCCGCCCGCUCAAAGAGACCAUGACACGCACUCGCCUCGUUGUCAUUCUCGCCGGCAUCUGGUCCUCCAACUUCGCCUUCGCGCUGCAGUCAACCGCGAUCCCGACGCUCGCGCCCACCAUCGCAAGCAGUUUCCAACACGCCGAGCUCGCCGCCUACCUCGGAAGCGUGUUCACGUUAGCCAAUACGGCGGGCAUUCCCGUGUAUGGCGUGCUGAUUGACGCACUGGGCCGGCGCUUCGCCAUGCUGACGGCGUGCGCAUUCUACGGCGUCGGGAGCGCCGCGUGCGCCGUAGCGCCCGGGAUGUGGUGGCUCGUGGCCGCGCGCGGCCUCACGGGCCUCGGCGGGGGCGGACUGCUUACCGUUUCUGCUGUGAUCUGUACCGACCUCGUCGCCCUACAUGAGCGCGGGUUCUACCAAGGCCUCAUGAUGACCGUCUUCGGGGUUGGCGCUGCUCUCGGCGGGCCCACCGCCGGCCUCCUGGCUGAUCGCUACGGCUGGCCUCUGGCCUUUUGGUCGCAGUUGCCCGUCGUCCUGUUCUGCGCUACGAUCGUGUCCCUCUUCCUCCCCGAGCCGCCCAUCCCGCCUACGCACUCGUCGUUGCUCCACGGCCUCCUCUCUCUGGACUGGGCCGGCGUCUCCCUCCUGUUGGCCAGCACUGCCUCCCUGAUUCUCGGGCUGAGCUUCCACACAUCUUACUUCCGCCCAUGGUCUGACCCCUCCGUCUGCGGCCUCCUCGCCACCUCCGCUGUCUCUUUGGGCCUUUUCGUGUGGACAGAGAGGCGGGCGGCGCGCCCCAUUGUCCCCAUGAGCCUGUUUAAGACCACCCAGCUGCGCGCGAUCUGGUCCUCGGCGGUACUGCUCAUGGUCGGGUCACAGGCGCUUCUGUUUCACGUGCCCACCUACUUCGCAGUACUCAUGGACAUGCCAGCUUCCGAGGCUGGGUGGGUUCUCAGUGUGUGCUCCGGCAUCGGGCUGAGCACCGGCACCCUUUUGGCUGGAUACCACAUCCGCCGCGGCGGAAGAUACACCGUGCUUGGUGUGGUAUCGCUCUUCCCCUCCAUGAUCUCUGCCUGGGUUGCAGCCGCAUGGCGCCCGGGAUGGCCCAGUUGGGCAUACUACGCCACUAUCCUUCCGCUGAACACGGGCUACGCCGUCUUCCUCUGCGUCUCUCUCAUCGCCCUCAUCUCGUCCGUCGACUCGCAUGCCAUGCCCAAGGCCACCGCGUUGCUGUACACGGUGCGCUCGCUCGGCGCGACCCUUGGCGUCAGCCUGGGCGGUAGUAUCCAGGUCGGUGCUCUGGUACGCGCGCUGCGACACCGGUUCAGCGACGUGCCUGGCGGAGAAGGAAUUAUCGACGCUGUCGUGCACAGCAAGGCGGCGAUCAAGCAAUUGCCGAAGCGGUACGCUAGAAUGGCCCUGGACGCAUACGCUAUCAGCCUGCGCACCGUGUGGAUCGCCAGUGGCUGCGUCGCUGUCACGGCGGUGGUUUGUGCGUCUUUCAUCCGGCAGAAUGAGAUUCACAAGGGAGACGAAUCAAGAGACACCGGAGGAGAGGAGGCGGAGGGUGAGGAGGCAUCGGCGUGAGACGAUCUCAAUAGAGCAGAGACUAGAUGUGAAGACUGAUAGAGACUAUCAGGGCAUCCUCCGUCCGCGCGUCGACGAGCGCGCUGGAUGCAAGGGGCACCAUACUCUUCACGCACAAGUUUAGACUCUAUGAGAUGGUAGGAGGGGCGUGGCCGGAUCAGUGGCCUUCUGGUUACCGGCUGGACUCCGAACAUCCGAUACCGGUC